This is a messenger RNA of Colletotrichum acutatum, 1198 nucleotides long. RefSeq lists its product as uncharacterized. The record is from RefSeq and is a predicted model, not a curated record. Lineage: Eukaryota; Fungi; Ascomycota; Sordariomycetes; Glomerellales; Glomerellaceae. The transcript has a single exon. Bases 239 to 1042 code for a protein of 267 amino acids.
AUUUGGAGGACGAUGUAAAGAGACGACGUACUGUAGAGUAGGUAGCCUUGGCUCACGGCCCUCCACGCCAUAUACCCUUCGGGAGGUCUGCGGUAAGGGCUCUAGCCCGGCCGCCACGGCGUUAAAUACAACAACAACAACAACAACACCAACAUGGCAAUGUGUACUGGUCCUGGAUGGCUUGGACGAAGCUCCUUUGGAAGAGGCGGAAUCAGUUCUUGGUCAACUUCAUCGACUUAUGCAACUCAGACGAGUCAAGCUAUGCUGCUCUUCCCGACCCACAUCCAGAUGCAAAUUCGUUGCAGCAUCGUCGAUUGGUAUCACCCAGACUGUGUCAUUCGAAAGUGUCGACAGAUCCGAAGACCUUCGAAGUUACAUAUCGGCCGAGGUCGAAAACUGGAAGCUCAUCAGGCCAAUUUCAAGCAGGCUUGAGCAGCUAGUCAAGCAACAGCUGCUGGUAGGUUCUCAGGGCAUGUUUCUAUGGCUCUCGUUGCAGAUCGAGGCCAUUUGCCCCAAGUACACACAAGAGCUUCGUUCUGAGUCUGGAAUUCUUGAUAUCAUCAACAACCUUCCUCGAAACCUUCCUCAGGCGUUUGAUCAAGCAAUUUUGAGAAUAUCGGACCUGAAAUACGGAUCGCGAAUUUUUCAGCUCGUCGCAUCUGCAGACCCUUGUCUUUCACUGGAUGAACUUCGUGUGGCUCUGAACGUCCAACCUGGGUCCUUGAUGUGGAGUUCUUCGACUCUACACCCCUCCGGGUUAACUUUGGCUUCGAUUUAUGGUGGCAGUCUACUGGAGGUUGAUGAGGAGGACUCAUGCAUCAGGUUCAUUCAUCACAGUGUCCUGUUACACCUCAUUCAAGCCCCCGCGUUGCCUGCAGCUUCUCCUUACCACUUUCGUCUGCAUCAAGCAGAGUUCGAACUCGGGGCCAUCUGCGUCACUUAUCUCAACUAUGGGGUAUUCGAGAAUAGCCUGUCAUCUUCGCCUCCCAAAGAUGUUGCAUGGAAUUUCUCAUUGCUAUCUGCCCAAUGCCACUUCAAUUGACCCGCUGGUUACUCUUACGUUACUCAACAUUCAAUCUCAACUGGGGUUUGUAUCGGGCACUGCAUGGCAUCUAGCCAUUGGUGAUACCACUUGUGCAAUGUCAAUGUGCAUGUCCCUCGGAAGACCAUAUAGCCCUACUCGCAAAGACACUCGCAA